This is a messenger RNA of Paramormyrops kingsleyae, 8747 nucleotides long. It is a transcript of the gene ptchd1, whose product is annotated as patched domain containing 1. Gene Ontology annotation, biological process: chemical synaptic transmission; cognition. The record is from RefSeq and is a predicted model, not a curated record. Gene Ontology annotation, cellular component: synapse; plasma membrane. NCBI's taxonomy places the organism in Eukaryota, Metazoa, Chordata, Actinopteri, Osteoglossiformes, Mormyridae.
GUCCGCCUUCCGCUCGCAUCCCUUUCUUUUCAUACAGGCUGCGCAAGGCCGGUGAGAGACGGCAAAUCGGCUGCAAUCGCGCUUGGGGGAAGUGAUUUGUCGCACAUGUACGGGAGGAUAAAGUCGCGUAUUAAUGCAGAGACCCAGGAGAGUUCGAUGUAGUUUUCAGUUUACAAUAGAAUCAUUACAUUUUUCUUGACAUUAAGCAUUGCAUCGCACAGGCUGGGAUAUCCCGACGACGCAUCCCCAGGUUUGCCAUGUGGUCUAGGUGCUGUUUUUAAGGGUGCCAGGCGGACGACGUAGACCUUUUCGCCGGCUUCCACAAACACACCUCGCCUACAUUCAUACAAGUGGAGGCGAUGCACCUGUACGGAGCCGGCUUGCACUUUUCAUCGCCCGGAGCUACCGGAUUCAACGCUGCGCUGCUGCAUUUACGAUUGAUUAAAGCGCGGUACUGGAUCACACAUUAUAUCAGGGAUCUUGUCAUAGGCGUAUGAUACUAGGAAUAUAGAGCAAAUGAAAUACACAAAGUUGUUUUUAUGUAUCGAUCAGCUUGAAACAAGGAUAGGCGUAUUAAAAGAUGUCCGCAAUAGUAAUGCAACAGCAACGGCAGACGGAGCUUUGACAAAACAUCGAGCCUCCUCCUUUUUCGGUAAAUUUUCAAUUUAUUUAUUCAUCCGAAACCUAUCUACCCUAGAUAUAAUAAGAAGAUACAGCAUUAACAAAUUAAACGAAGCUUGUCAGUGUACCGAUGAAGAACCGAGGGGAUGACAUAGCCAGCAAAUCUGCAGCGACGUUAGUGGUAUUGUUUUUAUCUUGCGAACUUGUGGGGGAGUACUAUUGCGGUGUCAUGGUACAUAAUAUGUGGGUCUUACAAUAUCCUAGUAUGUUGGUAAUUUCGUGAUAGUAGCUACAUGUUUGGACUGUUGCAUCUGAAACGUGGACACGGCGCGGUAUUUAUUAUUCUAAAUAACAUACGACAAAGAUUUUCCUUGAUAAAUAUACAGUGUCGGGGUAACAGAUUAUACUGUGUGGGUUUUAGAAAUCUAAUGAAUACAGAUGUGUUAAGUUCCGCCCUUCAACGUUAUGCAUUGAAUAUAGUCUGAAAUUAAUAUUUGAGAAAUAAUCAUGCCGAAAGUGGUACAAAAGUGGUGCCACCGGGCCGCAUAAAGUUGAGCCGGAUCACUGUCACACUGCGCGUGCAUGGUUCUCCCGUGUAGCCGGCGGCUGCCUGUGCUCGAAGCCCCCGAUGGUGCUGACCCAGCGCUGGGAGAGGCUCGCAACCCGCAGUGUGUUCCUCGACCCGCCGUCGCGACUGCGCUCCAGGAUGCUGCGGCAGCUCCUCCACGAAGGACUCAGGACGUCUUUCUACAGGCUCGGACACUUUAUCGCCAACCACCCGGUCUUCUUCGCCUCGGCGCCCGUGCUCAUCUCCAUCCUGCUCGGCGCCAGCUUCAGUCGCUACCGCAUCGAGGAGAACGUGGAGCACCUGUUGGCUCCCAAGCACAGUUUGGCCAAGAUAGAGGGCAACUUGGUGGACAGCCUGUUUCCCGUCAACAGAUCGAAGCACACGCUGUACUCGGACCUGCAGACGCCGGGGAGAUACGGGCGCGUGAUCGUCACCUCCGGGCGGGGAAGCGUCUUGGACCAACACCAUGUUGAUCUUAUUUUGAACCUCCACAGCGCCAUCACCCGAAUCCAGGUGGACAUGCUGGGCUUCAACUACACCUUUGCACACCUGUGCCUGCUGGAUGACAGCAACAGCUGCAUCGUGGAUGACAUCCUACGUGUGCUGGAGGAGCUGCGGGUGUGGCGGGCCUCCAACCGGACAGUGCCGGCCCUGCGCUACCCCAUCACACGGUUGCGCGACGGCCGCGAGGCCUACAUUGGCCACCAACUGGGCGGGGUGCAGAGAGUUGGCCGCGAUGGGGCCGCAGUGCGCUCCGCCCGCGCCCUGCAGCUCACAUACUACCUGCAGGCGGCCGGGGCGCUCAACGAGGCGGUGGCGUCACGCUGGGAGACCCAAUUUUGCCGCACACUGGAGCGCUUCCGGGAGGCACACCCGGAGCUGGGCCUGCUGCCCUUCACCUCCUCCUCGCUGCAGCGCGACUUCCAGCGGAGCAGCCAUGUGGCUGGGCGCCCCCUGCUGGGCGGCCUAGCGCUGUGCGCGCUGCUCGCACUGCUGUGCUGCUCCAUGCGAGACUGUGUGCGCUCCAAGCCCUGGCUGGGCCUCCUCGCCUUGGUCACCGUGGGUCUGGCCACCCUCACUUCGGCCGGCAUCGUCAACCUCACCGGGGGCAAAUACAACUCCACCUUCUUGGGCAUCCCGUUCAUCCUGCUGGGACACGGCUUGCUGGGCACCUUCGAAAUGCUGUCAUCGUGGCGCCGCACGAGGGAGGACCAGCACGUGAAGGAGCGUGCGGCGGCCGUCUUCUCGGACUCCAUGCUGCCCUUCAGUGCAAGCACCGCCAUGUACCUGGUGACAUUCGGCAUCGGGGCCAGCCCCUUCACCAACAUUGAGGCUGUGCGCCUCUUCUGCAGGAACACCUGUGUGGCCAUCGUGUUCAGCUACCUCUACGUCCUCACCUUUUACGGUGCCAACCUUGUCUUUGCCGGCUACCUGGAAAACAACUACCAGCACAGCCUCUUCUGCCGGAAGGUGCCCCGGCCAGAGGUGCUGCAGCAGCGGCCCAGCUGGUACCGCUGUCUCAUGCACACGCAAUACAACGAGGAGGCCACUGAACCGGGUGACCUCCGUGCUUACGAGCGCCACCUGCUGGUGUCCUUUGUGAAGCACUACUACUGCGACUGGAUCACCAACACAUAUGUGAAGCCCUUUGUGGUCCUCUUCUACCUGGUCUACGUCUCCUUUGCCCUCAUGGGUUACCUGCAGGUUAGCGAGGGCUCUGACCUCAGCAACAUGGUUGCUACAGAGACUAGCACCAUUGCCUACACGCGGGCUCAGCAGAGGUUUUUCAGCAGCUAUAGCCCCGUCAUUGGUUUCUACAUCUACGAGUCCAUCGAGUACUGGAAUGCCAGCGUGCAGGAGGACCUCCUGGAGUACACCAAGGGCUUUGAGAGGAUCUCUUGGUUUGAGAGCUACCUGGGCUACCUGCGCAGCCUCAACCUGAGCUCCACACUGCCCCGGCACAACUUCACUGAGCUGCUGCGGAAUGGCUUCCUCAAGCAGCCGCAGUUCCUGCACUUCUCCGACGACAUCAUCUUCGCCCGCCGCAGCGACGGCGACGCCGACGUAGCCGCCUCGCGCAUGUUCCUUGUCGCUAAGACCACCGAGAACAAGAGGGAGGAGAUGUCAGUCUUGCUGGACACGCUCCGCCGGCUCUCGCAUACUUCUCGUGUGAAGUUCAUUAUCUUCAACCCCUCCUUUGUCUACAUGGACCGCUAUGCCGCCUCCGUGUGCGCGCCACUUAACAACGCCUGCAUCGCCGCCCUCUUCCUGCUCUUCUUCUCUGCCUUCCUGGCAGCUGACCCACUGGUAAAUGUGUGGCUCACGGUCACUGUGGCCUCAGUGGCCUUUGGGGCGGUCGGCUUCAUGACCCUGUGGCGGGUGGAGCUGGACUGCGUCUCCGUCCUCUGCCUGAUCCACGGUGUGAACCAUGCCAUUGACGCUGGCAGCCCCCUGGUCUCCACGUUCGCCUUGGGCCGGGACUACACGCGCACCCGCUGGGUGCAGCAGGCGCUUGAGCGGCACGGGGUGCCCCUGCUGCAGACCUACCUGUGCUAUGGCGCUGCCCUGCUGCCCCUGGCCGCCGUGCCGUCCAAUCUGACCCGCACACUCUUCCGGUGCCUCUUUCUCACAGCGCUCAUCACUCUUUUCCACUGCUUGGCCAUCCUGCCUGUGGUUCUGACGUUCCUGCCACCAUCCAAGAAGAAACGUAAGGGCAAGAAAGCCUCCGAGAACAGGGAGGAGAUUGAGUGUGUGGAGAUGGCAGAUAGUACUCGCGUGGUUGACCAAAUUACCACUGUUUAACUGGAAGAAGCAGAACCACCCAGGAUGGGCCAGGGCACACAGUAUGGGAGGAGAUGAUGACAGCAUCUGGCAGGGCUGGAUUGCAGAGCUUCAUAUAUGGAGUUUAGUGUGAGUGGAGCCAGUGACCAAAGUGGGUGUGGCCUGAUAUGAGGGUGGGUGAGUCCCAGACUCCAGCCUGCAGUGGUCCAGUGCAGUGUCCACAGCAUUAGAGAUUAGCAGCUGGUGUAAAGGUUUGCAAGUCACUCCUGAAUAUGGUUUGGACAGCAUUCAGAAAUGUAUAGCUUAGCGUGAAUUAGAAGUAUUCGUUCGCACGUUUCACCAUCUGUGAUUUGAACAGUAAUAGGUACAGCAUAUGGUCCUGUCUCUGUCAAGUGAACUGGGUGAAGGACAAACACGGAUGCACUGCUCCCAUGUUCGUGAUUGUUGUAUGUCUUUACUGGACUGUAGAUCUUGUUGUCAUAGUGACCUAUUACUUCAGGCAUUUCUGUUGAGGUUGGCUGAGCUGUCAUGAUGAAAUGCUGUUCUAGGCCUAACUGUAAAAGUGAGUGUCUUGCUUCCUGUGGUGAAUUUCUCAUGUAAGACCUGUGUUACAGUGUAGAGUCAUGUCUGGUUGAAUUUUACAAUGGUGAAAUUCAGUCCAGGGAACGCAGUGACAGAGUCUGACCAGUUGAAAUACCGGAAUAGGCAGAGUUUAGGCAGAGACAUCAGCUGGGUACUGGUUUGGUGGAUGAAUGUCAGAGCAGCUGUAAGGAUCACAGGGUAUGAAUCGGUGUAAGAGCAGAACCGCAGACUGGCAUGGUUACAGUUAGAGCCUUGGUUAUGGUUAGGGCCUUGGUUACGGUUAGGGCCACACUUAUAGCCUUGGGUGGAUUGUGUAGCUGGAGUGUGUGAGUCUAUACAUUAAAGUUGAAUAACUCCACAUUAAAGUGUUCAGUGCCGAUGACUUAUGCAGCACAACUAAAUAUAAUUAUGAUGUGGACUAGCUGAAGUAUAAAAUAAAUGUGAUUUACUUUAUAAAUUCUGUUCAUGUAAACUGAAAUUAUAUGAAAACCACCCCAGUUACCCUCCAAAAUGACAAAUUGUGUCGACUGCAGUUUCUUUUAGGAAGUACAUCUUCUUAAUGAUUCUUAUUUAUUAGGUAGUCUAACGUUAAUAUAUACAGAUCGAAACAUCCUUUGCCAAGUACAGUUACUCACUGCGAGGAGUGUGCAUUCUGGUGUAUGAUUUUUUUUUUCUGCAAAUACUGUCAGCACCCAUUUGAAUGCUGUAGAAAAGCUACCUGAAAAUACAACAUCGACCUUGCAGAAAAUCAAUGCCGCAUUGGACAGUGUUGCUGAGCUGCUCAGAAAUAUAUUCUUUGGAAAGAUCUAUGCAUCCAUCCUCCACUCAUGGGUGUCUGGAGCCUGUCCCAGGCAGCAAAGUGCACGGGGCUGGGGGACACCCUGGAUGGGAUGCCAGUCCAUCGCAGGGCCCAAACACAUACUGUCAUUCACUACUGGGGAAUUAGAGACUCUGGCGUGCAAAGUCCACACACAAAUAAUAUGAAGGCUAGUGUUUUUAAGGAAAAAUUUAUUUAAUUUAAUGUUCGUCAUUGAACACAUAACAGAACAUGUCCAUGCAAAGCUAGUGGUCUGGAGUUCAAAGUUCUAUAAGCAUGAUGUUUGUCCAUCAGUCCAUCUUCCAUAGUGCCUGUCCAGUUUGGCACUGGAGCCAGUCCCAGCCAGCACAGGGAAACAGACCUGGAGCCUCCUUUACAGGUUGCCCAUCCAUUACAGGGCACAACGGAACACGCUCAAUCGCACGGGUGCACAAAGAAGGAAAGAGUCAAACCCACAGCCCUGGAGGGCUUUCCUUCUGCCAAAUGUAGUGCUUUUUAUAGCAUUGGGAUGAAUGGAUAGAUGGAUGAAUAUAGCCCAGUAAUUAGACUUGCUUUCGGCGUAAGAAGGAAAGUACCAGAGCUGCUAUCCAUUAAUCAAACGAGUUUCUAAUGUGCUAUUUGCUUCACUUGUACGUCGCUUCGGACAAAAGCGUCGGCUAAAUGAUGUAAAUGUAAUCAAUACGUGACUGGCAGCAUGCUCCAGGACGGACUGCUGGAAGACGGCCUGAUGGAUAACAGUCAAUGGUCUUACGUAGGUGAUUACGGUCGCAAAUGGUUCACGGAAGUAAUUCCGGUCUGAGACACAUUACAGUCCUAAUGGGAAAUGCGGGGCUAAUACUGUUGAAAUAUUAACCAUUGCCAAAGGAAAUAUUUGUUUUGCAGGAAUUUAAUGAUAUUGUCAGCUAAUUACUGUGACCAUCAUAUCCUGACUCUGUUUAUUGAUCCAGAUAAUCAAAUUCUCACUGGGGAAAAAAUGGUCAUGGGAGUUUUACCCAAAAAUGUUCUGAGGGCAGAAAGAAAAAUGAUUGGUUCAGAGAGAUAACAAAUCAGAUUGUACAGGGGGUGGGUCCAAGCCACUAGAGGAGGCGGGACCAACCAAUCACAUUGAUUAUCUCAGAUGCAAUCAUUUUUUGUUCUGCUCUCAGAACAUUUUUGUGUAAGUAAAACUCCUAUGAGCAAAAAAACACUAAGGGACUUUACCUGAAUUCUCAUAAUGUAGUGCUUGAAAGGGGAACUUUGAAGUGUCUGUGUGGAUGUAACCAUUACAUUACGGUAAUGUUAGUCAGUAGUGUAGAUCUGAAGCAUCUAAACUCUGAGAGAACCCUCAUGCCAGCGCGCUAUCAGGGUUGGAUUUAACGUAGAUGUGAGAUGCGCUCGAUUUCGCAUCGAUUUCGGGUCUGUGUUUAAACAUAGGAGCUGCUUGCCCAGUUUUGGGUAAUUUCAUAUUAUGCAAAGGAAGGCUUAUCUAAAAUUGAUAUAUGUUCUGCUGUGGUCUUUUUCAUUAUUCAGCACUAAAAUAUCAGUUAUAGUUUUUGCUAUUCUUUAUCGUCAUUUUGAGUAUACUAAUGAUGAGCUUCUAAUAGAUUUAUUAACAACCACAUUGAGAAUAGCUAGGAGCACUUGGGAAAGCAGGAAUAAGAUUGGUCACUGGGAAGGGCAGGCUGGCAUGGUCAUAAACACUCAGAAAGCUGGAAAGUGCCCACAGAUUGUUUGGGGGUCGGUCCGUGGUGGUAUCUGCCUGUGAGCAGCGCACCAAACAUUUAUUUAUUUAUUUAUUUAUUGUCACAUAUUCACUUAAUAUAAUAACCCUUUGCAGACAGAGCUACGCAUAUGUGAGCAUAUAUGGGUAUAUAGGUAGUAGGGGUGUAACGAUACACCAAAGGCACGAUUCGGUUCGGUUCACGGUUUUGGAGCCUCGGCUCGGUUCGGUUCACGGUUUUGGAGCCUCGGUUCGGUUCGGUUCGGUUCGGUUUCUGUUUGCUGUGGGUUUGGGUUGAUGUCAUCUUAACAGCAAUGCUAAGGAACAAUAGAUUCACUUAAUAACAAGAACAACUAAACUUUUUCUUUAUUAACUUUGCCAUCACAUUUUUAGUACAGUCAGGAUACCUGAGUAAACAACAAAAAUUAAAUAAAUACCUCCAAUAUAGACUAGUCAGAAAAAAACAAUUCUAAUAACUUUAGAAUAUAAUAUUUAGAACAAAAUUUAGAACAAAAGCUCAUCAUUACUAAUACAAUUUAAUCAAAUGUGAUAAAAUAAAGAUGUGUUUAAAUUGGUUAAAUUAGUUAGAGACAAGUGACGUCAACCUCAACUAUGGGCAGCAGGGGGCGUGAGAGUACCGCGUUACGCCACGAGAGUUUCGCGAUACGUAUCGUGGUUGGUGUAUCGCGAUAUUUCGGUUCGGUUUGUAAUAUCGUUACACCCCUAAUAGGUAGAUAUGUAGCCAGGUGGGUUUCAGUGUAGGAGUUUACCACUGUGGGGCCACUGAGACAGGGAUAUACCACUGCAGAACAGUCUGGGGCUGUAAUACACUACCGCAGAGUGAGAGACCUGGUGUGCCUGUGAAGUAAAUGUACCAUCAUACUCUCUGUAGAUCACAACAUCCUGUAGAUGUGGUCUGGGCUGGAACAUAGCAUUGCGGAGUAAGCCAGGGCCGGGCUUGCCACCACAGAGGCGUUCCGGUCUGAAAUGCCCCACCUCAGUUUUGUUGGUCUUUGUGAGCUCUCUCUUGAGGGUUCUCUAGGCUUAUGAUUUGAGCGGCUGUCUGUGCUUGAAAGCUUCUACCCUUUAAGAUCUGUAAAGUAUACUUUCUUGAUUGCCCUCAUUUUAUAAAUGAGCUCUGCAUUUAGUGAGAGAGCUGCAGGCGUCUGAUCUCUGUAAACCCUGCCUCUAGUCGCCCUGUGCACCUUCUGUCGUUACCGUAGUCCCGGGGUUUUCAGCUGCGUUGAGACGAUGCUGUAUGCUGUGAAGCUGUGGAUUUGUGGCCGUGUCGGGGGGUCGAAGGGAGGGUGGCCGCUGUGUUAUGCUGUGUUUGACGUUCUGCAGCAUUAUGCAGGUAAAAUGAAGGCAUGUGCCUGCUGGGACCCCCACUGUAGUGUCUCUGUACCGGCAGUGAACAUGCUGCUCUCUGUUAAUCCAACACACACAUUUACACAUGUACGCACACUCACAGCACUGAUCACUGGAUCAGACACACAGAUCCUUUUCCUACACACACACACACACACACAAAUUCACACCUGUGAAUUUCUCCCUCUGCACAGACACACAUUCAUAAUUGAAAUGUCACUGUUGUUACUUCUGACAAAGACCCUGCCAUUUUUUGUAACUGUUUAUACAAGUUGAAGAUGAAUAAAGUAAAUCGUGUUAAAACAGUGUCA